UUGGAUUAGUAAAAUUAGCUGGAACCGGUUCUACUAAUUGGAGUAAUAUUUUUAAUACAUCAUCUAAAUUUGGUGUACAUGUAGUUGGUGCAUAUGGAAAUGGUUUAAUACAGGUUUUGUUCGCAUAUGAAGGAUGGAAUAAUAUAAAUUAUUUAAUUGAAGAAUUAAAAGAACCAAAAGACAAAACCCUGACAUAUUCUUCUAUUAUUAGCGUUGUCAUUUCAUUUUUACUUUACUUUUUCACUAAUGCUGCUUUUAUAACGGUAAUUGGAAAUAAUAUUAUUGAUAACGAGAAUAUUCCAAUUGCUUUACGUUUUGGCAAAGCACUACUUGGUGGAACUGGAGAAAUGCUCAUGUCAAGACUUGUUGCAAUUUCUGCAUUUGGAAGAUGGCUUUCAUGUCUUUAUGCACGAAUUAUUAAAUAUGCUGCCGAAACUGAAUUCAUACCCAUGAUAUCUGAUAUUUUUAAAAACUAUAAUCGAAAAUUUAAUACAUUAACUAAUCAAUUAUUGGCACAAUUUUGUUACUGUUUGAUAUUAACUAUGCUUAUUUCGAUAAAAGCAAAUUGUUUUACUUUUUCCUCUUAUACAUCACAAUAUUUGGCUAUGAUUUUUCAUGCUGCGAGUGCAUUAUGUUUAUUGAUUUUAAAGACGAAUAUACUAGAUCAAAUGGAUAAAAUGGUUAAUAAACCAUUUUUUUCAAUUAUAGUUUUAAUUAUUCUUGUAUCACUUUUCCCACCUGAAUAUGGCAAUUAUAAUUAUCUAAUACCUUAUUUUAUAUCAUGGGUAGCAACUUUAUUGAGUGUAGUUAUUUGGUAUUUUCGAAAUCCAAAUCAUAAUACUGAAGUCCAAAAUGAAGGAUUUAAUGAUUAA
Messenger RNA from Dentiscutata erythropus, 872 nucleotides. NCBI's taxonomy places the organism in Eukaryota, Fungi, Glomeromycota, Glomeromycetes, Diversisporales, Gigasporaceae. The record is from the annotation of a GenBank genome assembly.